AAAGAAGACAGGCAUAUGUGAGAAGAAGCAAUGAGAAGAUUGGCAGGAUUUAGGAAUCUAUUUGAAAUAUUCAUUACCUAUUUUGGAUUGGUCUUAAAAAUUUAAAGAAAUAUAAAGCUGGAUAAUUAAAGAUAAAUAAUAAAGGAAGAAUACAAGGUUUCUAUGCUAUGAAGCAACUGAGAUUAUUAUGAUUUUGGGGCAGUGAAUUUGUUUCUAGAAGUUUUGUUGGAACUAAGGCAAAACGCUGUGAGCAUAUUUUCAAUGAACUCUCCUGUGCCUUCUAGGAAGAAAAACAAAUGACCUUGGAAUGAAAAACUUUAAGGAAAUAUUUACGCAUAGGGAUUGCAAUUAUUCAAAAAUCAUUUUAACUUGUCAUGUUAAUGAUAAGAGUGAUGAUCAGCAAAGUUACUCCACCUAACCACUAUGAAUGAUAGUCUUGUCUCACCAACCCCAGCCCAUCAUCUGUUGGACUUGGAGCUCACACUUUAAAAAAGAAGAUCAUUCUAACUGCCCCUCAUGACUACUGAAGAGGCUAUGCCUGAAAAAGCAAAAUGUCCUACAUUAGAGAUCACCAAGCAAGACUUUUUUCAAGAAGCAAAAACUCUCAUUGCCCAACAUUAUGAGAAAAUAAAUGAGAAUAAAGUUCAAGGUACUUCUAUAAAUGUUUUUAGAAAGAAACACCAAAAACCGAAAUCUGGCAAAUACAUACCUUUGGAGAUUGACAAAAAGGUAACACGUGAUGUGGUGCAAGAACAUCGGGCCGCACUCAGAAGGAUUUGCUUUCCCAAGGAGCUUUCCAAAAGCGAGCAUCUUCAGGAACCCGCACAACGAAUCUCCUUCAAGGAACCACACAUUUUUAGUAGAAGAGAAAGAUGCAGGCCCAUAGAUCUAAUUACAAAAGGACAAGUUAAAUUGGAUAAAAUCAUGACUAUUAUUGAACCAGUGAGUAAAAAAAUGGAGACAGCAAAGCAACAGCACUUUGAGGAGUCCAGAAACAGAAUGUUGGAAUUACUCUAUCCCUUUCCUGUCCAUCUUUACUUACAACCUGGGACCUCUAACUUGGAACUUCUGAAAGAACCUGACAAAGCAUUCUAUGACUGGAGAGGAUUUGUGCCGACAAGGUCUUUCCGUUUGGCUUGUGACUCCCGUCGAGUUAGUUUCUCUCAAUCAUCAUCAGUAUUUCGGGAUUAUUAUUCUAAAACCUUUAAAACCCUUAUUAAAAAGGAGCAACAACCUAUCAAGCCAGAACCAAAAUCACAACCCAGGAUAAAAGGUACUCCAAAUAAAACUGAUAAACUUGACAGUAAAGUUAAAAGAAUUGGACCACACAUAGAAAUCUUCCAAGUGUUCCGAGAAAGAAAAAAAUUCAUGAUUACCCCAAAAUUGAUUAGAAUGGUCACCAUCAUGCAGGCACAUGUCAGGGGAUGGCUUGAACGGAAAAGAUUGCAAAGAGUAAUGACCAAGGCUUUGGAUCAUGGACCGGAUAUGAAAGCAGUUAUUAACAUGUAUGGCAGACUAAUCCACCGUGUUAGAUAUCGACAUGGUCUUUGGAGGACAAGACAAAUUCUCAACUUAGCAGAGCUAGAGGAGUGGAUGGACCGAAAAAAAUUCUAUGAAAUAAUGUUUGCUAAGAGGGAAGAUUGGCCAAAAAUUGAAAGAAGUGAGCUCCCCAAUUUCUUCAGUGACUGUGGUCAUUUCCCAACUCAGAAACAAGUUGAUGAUACUUGGGACCUGGUCCAUCAAGAUGGCAAAGAAAAAUAUUCUGAACUAAUCAAAAAGUCCAAAGCAAUUGAAAUGUUAUUUACACUCUAUCCUCCUGAAGGUGCACAUGUGCCUGACAGUACACUACUCAAGUCGACUUGGUUGAGACCCAUAGUAAAUGGGGAAGAAGGUUAUAGAUAUAUAGUAAAUGGACAUCCAGCACUCAAACGAGCUAACAUCCGGGUUGUUGGAAAGUUGGUGGCCAGAUCCAUAAGAGAAAGGAAAAUGAGACAACAUUAUAAGUCAUGUUUUCUACAUUUGACUCCUUGAUUUUUAGCAAGUUGAAGUAAGGCUACUGAAUGUCUUUUAGAGGUGUGAUCCUACAUUAAGUUCAGUGACAAUAUUUCACUCUAGAGCUGUAGAAGACAGUGUAAGGUCAUGGAAAAGAAGCCUUCACUUUUCAGUAGUCAGUUUCUAUAUAAAAAUUGGCACUUGGUGCUCAUCAAAGAACAAGAAAUAUUGGAUAUGCUCUAAAUGUCCAUUGUGUUUUUGAGCCAACUACCUGAUGGAAGUCAUCACUUAUAUGUAAAUGAACUGUCAAUGGCUUGCCACAGUUGGCAAUCACUGAACUGUGAAGGGUAUGUCUUAAUAAAAACUGAAGCUCUUCACAGACUUUGAUUUACUGGAAAUAAAAUAGAAGAGUCCUCUGAGACUACAAAGGACACUUGUUUCAGAUAAAACAUCUAGACAGUAGCAAUAUAUUUAGGGCUUUUAUUAUAGCAAAACUGCAAAUUAGAAUGGAGUGGUGAGAAAGUUCCUGUGACCCAGCUGAAUUCUAAAACACUGCUUCUGACUAGAGUAAUAUGAUCUUUAAAAUAGCUAAGCCAAAUUAAAUAAAAGUGCAUU
Pan troglodytes (chimpanzee) is the source of this 2607-nucleotide messenger RNA. It is a transcript of the gene IQCM, whose product is annotated as IQ motif containing M. Bases 517 to 2031 code for a protein of 504 amino acids. Lineage: Eukaryota; Metazoa; Chordata; Mammalia; Primates; Hominidae. The record is from RefSeq and is a predicted model, not a curated record. The transcript is spliced from 17 exons. Gene Ontology annotation, molecular function: protein binding.